Pseudoliparis swirei is the source of this 4992-nucleotide messenger RNA. Its product is annotated as zinc finger protein 609-like. The coding region runs from base 557 to 4249 and encodes 1230 amino acids. Lineage: Eukaryota; Metazoa; Chordata; Actinopteri; Perciformes; Liparidae. The transcript has 9 exons. Gene Ontology annotation, biological process: regulation of transcription by RNA polymerase II. Gene Ontology annotation, cellular component: nucleus. The record is from RefSeq and is a predicted model, not a curated record.
CCAGCGUCUCUACUCCAGUCCAGGUCUAAUGCCUCUGCUCCAGUCCAGUGCCUCCAUUGAUCCAGCGUUCCGGGGUUUGGUUGCAUUGUACCCGAGCAGCCAUUUCUCCCCACGGCGCUACUCGUCCGUCUGUAGCCGUCUGAGCGUCUGUUGGCGGGGGGAAGAAGCCCCUGAAUCCCCUGGGAAUACCCAACAUCCAGCCAUGGCCGACCCGGGACUGCUCUCAUUCCGGACCAGGCCCCUGAAGUGACUUCCGACACGUCCGCGCUCCCCGCCGCGGGAUGUGACCGUGUGACGGGCCGGUGGACUGGGAGCACGUUGGCCGCUUCGACCCUCCGGUUCUCGGGAGCUUGUUUAUAAAACUGUUGUUUGGGUUUUUGUGAACCGGGGCUUACCGGGGGGAACCCUAUGGAGUGCACGUGAGCGCCGUCCGGAGCGGGAUCUCUAACCACCCGGGAGGAGGCGAUGUGGGCAGCAGGGCGUUGGCGUGGGGCCGGGCCCUGAGGAGGCGUCCUGCGGCCCCCCUGCGGCCCCCCUACGGCUCCGGGACCCUAAGAUGUCCCUCAGCAGCGGCCCUGCAGGCGAGGACUCCAGCGCGGUGGAGGCGUACGACAGCGGCGACGAGUGGGACAUCGGUGUGGGCAACCUGAUCAUCGACCUGGACGCCGACCUGGAGAAGGACAAGCUGGAGAUGUCGAGCGGUAAAGAAGGGGGCGGGGCCAUGGCGGCCCCCGGCGCCGCGGUCCAGCUACCGGACAAUAUCAAGUUUGUGAGCCCUGCAGGCGGCGGGCAGGGCAAAGACAGUAAAUCCAAGGCCAAGCGCAGUAAGAAUUCAAAGGAGGGCGCCAAGGCCCCUGGCUUGGACGGAGCCAAGAAGGAGGUUCGGGGGCGGCCCCCCGGGGACCCGCUGACCCACAACCCCAACCCCACUACCCCCCCGAAGGGGUCCGACAAAUCCAGUAAGCCCUGCCGCGCCCUGCCUGCCGCGAAGAAGGAUAAAGACGGGCUUUCUGUGAAAAUUAAGAAGGAGAAGUUGGAGGUCGAGAAGGACUGCGUGUUCCCCCUCGGGCCGGCGGGGGUUGCCGGGGGACCCUACGAGGGCCAACAGGACACUGAGGCCAUCGCGGGGGAGCAGCUCGGCAACCUGGACCCACCGGGGAAAGGAGAACCUGAGGAGGAACUGGAGGAACUGGAGGAGGAAGAGGAGGAGGAGGAAGAGGGGGAUGAGGGGGAAGAGGAGACGGUGUGUGUAAAGAUGGAGUCUCCGGUCUCCACCCCUGCUCCUCCUCUCCACCUCCUCGCUCCCGUCCCCACCAGCACCAUCUCGUCUCCCUGCGAGCAGAUCAUGGUUCGCACGCGCUCGGUGGCGGUGAACACGGCGGACGCGGCGCUGGGGACGGAGCCGGAGUGCCUCGGACCCUGUGAGCCAGGCACCAGCGUCAACCUGGAGGGCAUCGUGUGGCAGGAGACGGAGGACGGUAUGUUGGUUGUUAACGUCACCUGGAGGAACAAGACCUACGUGGGAACCUUGCUGGACUGCACCCGGCACGACUGGGCCCCUCCCAGGUUCUGUGAGUCUCCCUCCAGUGACGUGGAGAUGCGUCCCGGCCGCGGUCGGGGGAAGAGGAUGCGUCCGGGCGGCAACACGCCGCUCAACGACAACAGCACCUCCUCGGACAACCGGGGCAGCGGCGGAGGAGGAGGAGGAGUAGGAGGCGCAGGAGGGGGAGGAGCAGCAGGAGGCAAGAUGCGCGGCGCCGCCGCCAACAGCAAAGGACGGAGAGGGAGCCAGACGGCGGGCAGCGCCGCCGAGGACGCCAAGGACAGCCCGUCCUCCGCCAAGAGGAAGAGCAAGCCGGCCUCCGACAUGGAGCCCACCUCCAGCUCGGAGGACACCAAGGCCGCCAAGAGGACGAGGACGGACUGUGACCCCCCCGCCCCCCUGCAGCUGGACCGGGCCUGCCCCUCCCCCGUGCUCAUCGACUGCCCCCACCCCUCCUGCAACAAGAAGUACAAGCAUAUCAACGGGCUCAAGUACCACCAGGCGAGAGCGCACAGCGACCACGACGGAGACAGCGAGUACGGAGACGACCCUGACCCCGCCUCCUGCAACGGCGCCUCCGUGUCGCCCGCCCGCUCCACCACGCCCAAGGGUCGGGGGUUCGACGCCCCGUCCCCUUCGCCGGGGAAGCCGACGUCCAAGGGGAGGAAGAAGGCGGGCGAGGCGGAGGGGGCGGAGCCAGAGGGGGCGGACGGCGGCGAGGAGGGGGCGUGUUUGACGGACGAGGCCAAAGCGGAUAAACUUGCCCAGAAAGGCGUGAAGCGGCCCCCCUGCCCCAGCGCACCCUCACCCUACGGCCUGCAGGCGUGCUCCCCCGCGCAGGCCUCACUGGUACAGCCCGUCCCCCAGAGCCCUCAGAUGAAACCGCCCCCUCUGGCGGACCCCGCCUCCAGCCCCACCCCCAAGGACAAGAAGAAGAAGGACAAGAGGAAGAGGGAGGGCGGGAAGGAGGGGGACAGCCCAAAGGGGAAGGGGGGGCGGCCGGAGGAGGGGAGGAGCCCGUACUCGGACGACGCUUUGCUCAACGGCUCCGCGGAAGCCCAGCAGAGCCGCCUGGCGAGCAUCAAGGCCGAGGCCGACAAGGUGUACAGCUUCUCGGACAACGCGCCCAGCCCCUCCAUCGGCGUGGGCAGCCGCAUGGAGGCCAACCAGAACGGGGACCAGAGCGGAAGCCCCGCCUACUCCGACAUCUCCGACGCCGGGGAGGACGGCGAGGGGAAGUCUGAGGGCGUGAAGGUCAAAACGGAACAGGACCAGGGGCCCCGGGAGGGGGCCAAGAAGGCCCUGUUCCCCCCCCAGACCCCCAGCAAGGACUCGCCGUACUACCCCAACUACGACUCCUACUACUCCCCCAGCUACCCCAACGCCAGCCCGGGGGCGCCGCCCGCAGCGCCGCCGCACGUGGAAGGAGCUCAGGUGAAGGUGAAGAAGGAGAAGGAGGAGGAGCCGGAGGAGGAGGAGGUGAAGCUGAAGGUGGAGCCUCAGGAGGAGCGGCAGGUGGAGCCCCAGCAGCUCUCCGUCAUCCAGCAGCGCUCCAACGUGUACGCCCAGCCGCUCUACUACAACCAGUACUACGCCCCCUACGCCUACGGCCCCGACCAGGCCUACCACGCCCACCUGCUGGCCUCCAACCCCGCCUCCCGCCAGCAGCACGAGGAGCGCCACAAGAAGCCCGAGGGCAAGGGGCCCCCCGCCCUGUCCCGAGCCCCCAGCCUCACGGACCUCGGCGCCAAGGGGGGGCCCAACCCGGGCAAGCCCAAAGAGGCCCCCCCCCCGGCGGCGAAGCAGUCCAAGUCGGUCAUCAUGGCCAAGACGGAGGAGCAGAAGGCGCCGGCGGCGCAGUGCGAAGGCCUGAAGAUGAAGCUGAGCGAAGCGGGGCGUCAUGGGAAAGAGGAGGCCAAGCCGGCAGGGGUGGAGCCCGCCAUGUGGUACAGACAGGAGCCGGACUCGCGCUUGUGGCCGUACGUCUACCCCAACAAGUACUCCGAGGCCCCCAAACCUCAGGAGGAGGACCAGCGGUGGAAGGAGGAGCGGGAGAGGGAGCGCGACCGCAAGGGGAAGGAGGAGCGGCCGCGGGCCAAGGAGGGGGCGGAGGGCAGGACUCAGCUGCCUCCGGAGGAGCACCGGGGGGGAGGGAAGGAGGCGCGGCCCCCCCCGCACAUGCAGUUCUCCUCCCCGCUGGCCCAGCACCACCAGGGCUACAUGCCCUACAUGCACGGGCCGUACGCCUACAGCCAUGCCUAUGAGCCCAGCCACCCGGGCUACCGGGGAUUGCCCUCCGUCAUGAUGCAGAACUACCCUGCCUCCUACCUGCCGGCCGGUUACUCCUUCCCGUCCUACGGGGCCAACGAGGAGCUGGACAAGCCGUCCAGGUCCAGUCCCACGGUGAAGCCGCCCGGAGAGGCCAAAGCUCUGGAGCUGCUGCAGCAGCACGCCAGCCAGUACAAGACCAAGUCCCCGUCGGUCCAGGACAACAAGACCCCCCACGACUGGGACCAGGACCGGGACCGGGAGGGGGACCGGCCCCGGACCUCGCCCUCCCAAUGCAUGCUGCCUUCCCAUCACCACCUGGGCUACCAGCUGCUGUCGGGACAGUACGACCUGUCCUACGCCUCAGGCCUCUCCUCAGCCAUCGUUGCCAGUCAACAGGCGUCCGCCCCGUCCAUGUACCCCCCGGCACGGAGGUGAGACCGGCCCACGUGAUUGGCUGACCUCCAUCCUGCCCAGAGUCAUGUGACCGGAUCACAUGAGGAAGCGUUUCUGUUUCGACAUCAGUUCAAUGGUGUUGGUGUACGUUUGAUUUCUCUGCCUGGACGUCCAGCCGGCUGACACCCCCCACCCCUCUCUCUCUGCUGGGCUGCUGAGACCUCAGGGGUGACUUCUGCUGGUUCUGCUGGUUGCAGGCGGUUCCAUGGUGCUCGGUGGGCGGGCAGCGGAGGUCUCGAGGACCUGGUGGGUGGAGACGCGUUGAGGGGCUGCCGGUGGUUGAGAGGAGCGGCUGAGGCGGGUCGGACCAUUCAAUGGCGGCGAGAGGGGGGAGGGGCGGAGCUAUCCGUCGUCUCACGGUCACUUGUUUUCUCCUCACAUUUCUGCGCCCCCCUCCUCCCAGCCGUGACCUUUGACCUCUCUGGACUCCACCUGGAAGCGACUCAGCUUCACAGAAGAAUAAUUUUAAAAAAUACUGUGGAUGGAGGAGGACGGACCAAUCAGAGGGCAGCGUUGAGACUGACGCUGCAUCCUGUGACUCCUCCUCAGUGUGUAGCCGUACUGUACUUUGUGUGUGUGCGUGUCUGUGUGUGUGUAAAUACUGUACAGAGGAAUUAUUUUAAGAGCCUGUUGGAUGCUGUUUCCUACUCUUCUGUUCGUCUGUAGCCUCUGCCUCUGUUUUUCUACUGUUGAUCUGAUAUUAAACCUGUAGCUGGUGGAACGGC